AACCAAAGAAAAGAUACUAUGACGUAGUGAAUACGUAAAACCAGAUUUGCACCUACUACAUAGUGCAGCUGCUCUUAAGCUCAAGUUCACUGCCAAAAGAGAGGGAGCAAAGAGAAAAGCUUAAGAUUGAGCUUGGAGCUUUUGCAACGGCACCUAAAAUACACGAGACGUGAAAACAAAAAUAUGAGUAACGAAACCUCGUCCAGCGAGACAACACCGCUCCGGCGGCCAGAGACCCAAUCACCUUAUAACGUGGCCGAAACCAACGGGCGACAAACCACGGUUAACACCACCCACAGCAACAACAAUAACUACGGUGAUUCGGUGGAAGUGCGUCUGCAAGAGAGAGAUAGCACACAACAGCAGCAGCUACAACAACAACAAACCGUUAACAUGGAUACCAACAAACGAAUUCUUUGCCGCGUGGGCUUGGAUAUUUUGAUAUUGCUCUGCGUUGGCUUUCCCAUACUGCUGUUCUUCCUGCUGGGCGAACCGUAUAAGCGGGGCUUUUUCUGCGAUGACGACUCGCUGAAGCAUCCGUUCCACGAUUCUACGGUCCGGAAUUGGAUGUUGUACUUUAUUGGAGCCGUGAUACCAGUUGGCGUGAUAGUCAUCGUCGAGGUGAUCAUUUCACAGAACAAGGCCAAGCAGGAUAAUGGCAAUUCCACCAGUCGGCGGUAUGUCUUCAUGAACUACGAUCUGCCCGACUGGCUGAUCGAGUGCUACAAGAAGGUCGGCAUCUAUUCGUUCGGCGCUGUCGUCAGCCAGUUGACCACGGAUAUUGCGAAAUAUUCCAUCGGCCGGCUGCGUCCCCAUUUUAUGGCGGUGUGCCAGCCCCAGAUGAAAGACAACACCACCUGCGAGGAUGCCAUCAACAAGGGGAAGUACAUCCAGGAGUUCACGUGCAGGGGAAUCGGCUCAUCGGCGCGCAUGCUCAAAGAGGUGCGCCUCUCCUUCCCCAGCGGACACUCCAGCUUCACCUUCUUCGCCAUGGUCUAUCUGGCGCUGUACCUGCAGUCACGCAUGACCUGGCGGGGCUCCAAGCUGCUGCGUCACCUUCUCCAGUUCGUAUUCAUCAUGGUGGCCUGGUACACGGCUUUGAGCCGCGUCUCGGACUACAAACACCACUGGUCCGAUGUGCUGGCAGGAUCCCUCAUUGGUUCUUCAUGCGCCUUAAUUGUGGCCAAUUAUGUAUCGGACUUAUUUCAGAAGCCCAACACGAAGCCUUACUUGGCGCGUACAGUGCAAGACAUGAAUGCACCACCGCCCCAGGGAAUUACGAUUACUUCGAACUAACCCGCAGGAGAAGUGCACCAUAGUAAUUACAAGUUCCACGAGUUGUAGCCGAAGCUGGUACCUUCAGCUUGGAAUUCUUUCGGAUGACUUUAUCGGGACAGUGAAGCCAAGCUUCAGGUCCUAUUUAAUUUAUUCCUGUACUGGCAUUUUAAGAGCUCUGUGUGUGUGCAUGAGUGUGAGUGUGUGUGUUAGCUGCAAGUGCACUUAAGUGUCUUCUUUUAUUUUUAAGCUAGAGCAAUUGAGAGAUAUCUGUAUGAUGGCAAUUAUUGUACACUACUAAACUAUUUUAAACUGACGCAACAAUUUCCACAAAUCAAGUGACCUUCAAAACAGAGCUGCACAAAAAAUAUAUGGAAGCAAUAAGUAUUAUGUAAACUAAGUUAUAAGCCUUGGAUACGAAGAGAUAUUUAAAUAAUGUUUAAGAUGACCAUUAAAUAUGUUUAAAUAUAAUUUAAGUCGAACCUGAAACGUUUUC
Messenger RNA from Drosophila takahashii, 1771 nucleotides. It is a transcript of the gene wun, whose product is annotated as wunen. Gene Ontology annotation, cellular component: plasma membrane. Gene Ontology annotation, molecular function: phosphatidate phosphatase activity. Gene Ontology annotation, biological process: phospholipid dephosphorylation; signal transduction; phospholipid metabolic process. Lineage: Eukaryota; Metazoa; Arthropoda; Insecta; Diptera; Drosophilidae. The record is from RefSeq and is a predicted model, not a curated record.